GGAGGAAGAUCGCAUGUACAAUAACACAAUUGAAUAUUAUCAAGGGUGGCAUCAUGUCUCCUUCUCCUCCUCCUACUGCUUUACUUGUUCUACUGCUACUAGUGUUUGUCGCCGUCGUCUGCAAGGAAACUACGCAUGCCUCAGCUUUGAAUGCUGCUAAUACAAUGGGAGUGUCCCCGCAAAAGUUGGAGAGGAUUCAAAAAUACUUGGAAAAGAUAAAUAAACCUGCUGUAAAAUCCAUUAAAAGCCCAGAUGGAGAUAUCAUCGACUGUGUUCUUAUGGACAAGCAACUAGCUCUUGAUGAUCCUCUUCUAAAAAAUCACAAAAUUCAGAGAGUAGCACCUAAGUGGCCAGCUUCGCGCUCCGAUGAUGCCGGUAACCAACAGCCGAGAAAUGGAGCCACGAGAAGGGCUUUGCAGGCAUGGAACGUUGUCGACAACUGCCCUGACGGAACAGUGUCGGUGCGGAGGACGACAGUGGAGGAUGUGUUGCGAGCCGGAUCUCUGUCUCGCUUCGGCAAGAAGAAUGUUCAUAACCAACUUGCUGCCACGGCUGUCGAACAUGAGUAUGCAUUUGCUGGAGUCGGCCAACAAGCGUAUGGGACUAAGACUAUAGUUAAUGUUUGGAAUCCAUCAGUCCGAAACAAUAGCGAGUUCAGCCUUUCCCAGUUAUGGCUUGCCGCAGGAACGUACGGCUUGGAUCACAACACUAUUGAAGUUGGAUGGCAGGUUUACCCUGGCAUGUAUGGAGACAGCAAUACCAGGCUAUUUAUCUACUGGACGAGGGACGCAUAUAACACUACGGGGUGCUACAACUUGGUCUGCCCAGGAUUUGUGCAAACAAACAGCCAAGUAGUCCUCGGAGGACCGAUAGCCCCAGUAUCGACGUACAAUGGCAACCAAAUUGAAAUUACUCUUCGUGUGCGGAAGGAUCCAAAUACUGGCGAUUGGUGGCUUAUCUAUGAUAAUAUAGCUGUUGGUUACUGGCCAUCUGCGAUCUUCACGCACCUCAAGAGUUACGCCACUUCGGUGCAGUGGGGUGGAGAGAUCGUGAACACCCUCGGCAGCGGGCAACGCACGACGACCCAGAUGGGUUCGGGCCAAUUCGCGAAGGAAGGGUACCAAAAGGCCAGCUAUUUCCGCAACGUCGAGGUCAUAAAUACUACUAGUUACCUCGUCCCUCCCCAGUCUGUCUACACCAGUGCAACCUACCCCAACUGUUAUGAUAUUCAGACCUCCUCCUCCGACCCGAGCUGGGGGUUUUAUUUCUUCUACGGUGGCCCGGGCAGAAACCCUCAGUGCCCUUAAUGCGAGAAUUCAAAAAUACUACGCUCUCCUACUGAAAAAUGUUAUAAAUGUAAAUAAGAGAGCGAUUUGGUUAUGUAUUAAUGAUGAGUCAUAAAAGUGAUCACAAAACUGCUCUACUAUAGAUGCUGUAUUUGAUAUAUUGGAAUAAAAACCCCCAACUCGUUUGUGGGCGAGUACCAGAGUUAUACUA
Molecule: messenger RNA, 1497 nt
Organism: Ananas comosus (pineapple)
Lineage: Eukaryota; Viridiplantae; Streptophyta; Magnoliopsida; Poales; Bromeliaceae
Exons: 8
Coding region: 54-1307 (417 amino acids)
Source: RefSeq, a predicted model, not a curated record